AUGACGCUCUCACUCCCAAAGAUCGGGAUCCUCUCAAUCGGGGAUAUGGGGAUGGGUAUCGCCAAAUUGCUUGUCUCCAAAGGCUUCUCGGUUGCCACAAAUGGCCAAGGUAGGAGCCCGACAACAAUCGCCAGAGCCCGCAGCGCCAACGUAGAGGUCCUGAGCUCCGACGUUCAUCUCGUCGAGUCGCGACCGUUCAUCCUCUCCGUCGCACCACCGCGAGACGCGCUCAGCAUCGCCCGACGCAUCAUCGACGCAGCAGCAACGACAAAGCUGGAGAAGCCGCUCUACUUCACCGACCUCAAUGCCGUCUCGCCAGCCACCUGCAAGGAGAUGAGCCAGAUGUUCAAAGAGGCCAACAGUCCCGUCCGCUUCGUCGACGGCUGCAUCAUCGGCGGCCCGCCGAAGCUCAAGGCCAAUAGCGGCGAUAACAACCAGUCAGCUGCGGAUCAAUGGUACGUCCCAAGCAUGCCGGCGUCCGGACAGUAUCCCCUUGGCGAAGCAUGCCCCGAGCUCGCAGAGGCAUUGAACAUGCGCCACAUCUCGCCCGAAGUCGGCGCAGCCAGCGGGUUGAAGAUGUGCUUCGCGACGACGACGAAAGGAUUUAUGGGCCUAGCAAUCCAAGCGUUCACCACAGCGUCCAAGCUCGGUGUCGUGGAUGAGCUGCGCAAGGAGAUGAGCGAGGCCGCGCCCGGCUUGCUCGAUUUUGCGGAGAAGUCGGUCCCCCUCGUGCCGCCCAAGUCCUACCGGUGGGUGCGGGAGAUGGAGGAGAUCUCUGACACUCACCGCGCUGAGGGCGGCUUUGAGGCUGACAACGAUGUGUUUCUUGGCAUGGCGGAGUUGUAUCAGGCCAUGGCGGAUGAUCCCGUCUUAGGUGCCGAGAAGGUUGGCGAGAGGAAACGGGGGACGACGAUCGACGAUCUGGCUGCUGCGCUGGGGGACGGCUUGGCCACCAGAAAGCAAGAUAAGUCUGAUUGA
Colletotrichum fioriniae is the source of this 978-nucleotide messenger RNA. NCBI's taxonomy places the organism in Eukaryota, Fungi, Ascomycota, Sordariomycetes, Glomerellales, Glomerellaceae. The record is from RefSeq and is a predicted model, not a curated record.